CCCUUGGGAAAAAUAACACGCAAAUAUUGGCAAAGAAAGGAGAGAUAAAAGAGGAAUAAUGAAAGAAAACAAAAAUAAGGGUGUUUGUUUACCAAGUUGGUGGUGGUGGUGGUGGCGGAGCGUGACACUUCCUCGACUAUUUUUGCAAUUUUAAGGGGAAAUUUCAUUUCGAAUCAUUCCACCUGGACACAACGUUGGGAAUAAAAGAAGACAAUUGCAGACACUGAAAAAGAGGCAAGUUUUCAGAAAUUAUAAAAAGACAAAAGCAUAAAACUUGCAGUGGUAAAUCAGAAAACAAGGAACACAACUUGGCACCAUCAGAGGAACAACAUCACCACAACUGGAAACUAGAAACAUCAAAAAAAAGAAAGAACAAAACUAGAUGUGAAUGCAUUUGUAGGAACUUAAGUGUUACUAUUAGCAAGAUAAAUAAUUAAGUAGUAGUGUAAGUGUGGAAGUGAAGCAACAUUGGUGUAAUAAAGACAGCAUUGUGUAGAGGGAGAACCAGGAAGAGGAAAAAAGAGAGGCACUCCUUUAGAAAAUGAAGCAGUAACUAAACGGAAGACUGGCUGAAAUACAUAGCAAAAACAAACCCGCAUUCCAUCAAGCCACCAUGAUUCUAUAGCAGGCCUACAACCGACGCACAGACGGACGGAUAAACACACCCAUAAGAAAAAAAGGGAGAAAAAAAAAAAACACAAAAAAUAAUAAUAAUAAUAAAAAAAAAAAAAAGAGCACUGGUUACACGCACACAUCAGAGAAAACGGCAGAAAGACACAGUAGAGAAUGGAGUGCAGUGACUUUGGCCUACCAAGGAGACAUGGGAACCUGAUCGACCUGAACCCUGUAAAUGGUAACUUGAUCAAUAUAAAGCCUAUAAACGGAAACUUGAUAGAUGUGAACGCCCGCAAUGGGGAGCUGAUGGAUGUGAAGGAGAUCGGAGUGGUGGAGAAUGGGGUGGUGGUGGGACGCAAGGCUCACCUGCAGGAGCGCCUCGACCGCCUUGAGGUGCUCUACCGCGACACCCGACAGGAACUAGAGGCAACGCGUGAGACCCUUACGAGGUUCCAGCCUCUGCAGCUGCCCGGCCCCACACAUGCCCUUUGGCCAGGCGGGUUGAUACACAGCUCCUGCACCACGUCAGCCACACCAGGCCUUGAGGACACUAAAAUCUAUGAGGGAGGAGGCAGCAGCAGCGGUGGCGGAGGUUAUGGCGGGAACAGUGGUGGGACUUUCAAGAUUUUUGUUGGCAACUUGAGUGACCUGACCAGCCCAACUGACCUGCGCGAGGCCUUUGGACACUUCGGGGUGGUGGUGGAGGCUGAUGUGCUGAAGAAUUACGGGUUUGUGCACAUGUUAGGAGAGGAGGAGGGACUGCGCGCCAUCACAGCUCUCAAUGGCAGGAUGCUGAAUGGAAAGCCACUGAUUGUUGCUGUCUCAACCUGCGGCCGACGGUCUAAUGAUCACUCCUCCCACUACAGAGACUCCAAGCCUGAGAGGCACAGACAUGGAGGUGGCGGUGGUGGUGGAGGCAGCAGUGGAUCAGGCUCCAACUUCAAGAUCUUUGUGGGAAAUUUGAGUCACUGCGCCACCAGUGCAGACAUCAGGAACUUGUUUGAGCAGUAUGGGACCAUUGCUGAGGCUGACGUCAUUACUGCAAGGGGUGUGAAGACCUAUGGCUUUGUCCACAUGGUGUCUCGUGUUGAUGGGGAAGCUGCCAUUGCUGCUCUCAAUGGUUACGUUCUGCACGGAAGGCCCAUGGUGGUAGCAGCCUCCACAGGGACACGGAGAUCCGGGCCACAGAGGAUAAAGAUCUUUGUGGGAAAUGUGAGCCCCCACACAACAACACAGGAGCUGCGCAACCUCUUCCAGUCCUAUGGCAAUGUGGUAGAGGCGGACAUCCUCAGCAAUUAUGCUUUUGUGCACAUGGACAACAUAAGUCAGGGCAAGAGGGCCAUUCGUGAACUGGAUGGAUAUGAACUGCAUGGGUCACCCCUCUCAGUCCAGGAGUCCCGCAGUCAGCCCUUCCAGCACUCACCCUCUCCCCUGCCCCCUGCCGAGCCCCAGUUCAACAGGGCCCCUGCCAGCCACCCCCAGAACUACUACAGGGAGCCACCCCCACCAGAUCCCUGCCCACCCCCAGCUGCCUUGUAUGAGCCCCAGUACAGCCGCCCUCCAAGCUACUACAGGGGACGCUACGACCCCUACCUUCCCCUGCCAGCACCUCACCAUGCCAGGGGCUGGGGCGAGGAACACAGGGAGAAUUACUACGAGCGCUACCCAGACCAGCCACCUCCGAACCUGGACUACGGCUGCCCUCCCCAGCCUCCCUCUCCGCCACGGUACAACAGCCAGCGACCUUUCUAAGCUCUCCCGUCCCCCAUGACACCCACUUUGGUGUGGACCUUUCCUGGCACUUCCGACGGCCCUCCUGCCUCCCUCCCUCCCUCGUGCCACACUCCCGCGGGGCCGAGUGCCGCCCUGCAGCACUGGCGUUCCUGUCCCUGGCACCCACCUGACGUUUGCGAUAAUUACUGCCGCCGCUCCCUCUACUACUGUAGCCGUAACGUUUUUAAUGUCGUUGAGGUUCUCGUUUAUAUCCGUAGCGCCUCCGUUCUUUCGCAUUCUUUAUUUAUACUGAUAGUGCUUUUUUUUCAUCCCUUAGUUUAUUUAUACUGGUAGAUUUAUGUUUUAGUUACCCCUGUGUACAGCCUUCGUCCACGGGGUCCAGGACGCAGAGUGUAAAUACUGGUACAAAAUCCUUAUCCCACUACUGUUUUCCCCUCAGUAAUCUCCUCCUCAGUAUAGACGCACUAUCGCCAGAGGUUGCUAAGGGGAAAGGAGCAGCAGUGUGGUAAUAUUUUGUGCCAGACUGUCACUCUUCGUCCUGAACUUCAACAUACAUGGGUUAUUCUUUAUUUCUUAUCAGUAGUUUUUUCCUGCCAGUCACUUUAUAUUUCUUUAUUUAGGGAUGGACUGACAGAAGUUAAUAGAUUAUUUUCUGUAGUUAUUUCCUCACUGGUAGUUGCUAAUCCUGAAACCAUAUGUUCACUCUUAUAUUAUAAUUGUUUGGGAUCACCACAAAUAAUCAAUAAACUUAGACAUUAUGUGAAUGUUUAUUGGAUUUGAUAUUAUUGUUUAAAUAAUGAAUAUUCUGUUCCGAAGCAGGUUAAUAAUGAAUUGGUAACCGUCUGCUGUCAUUCUGGUGUCUGUCUGUCAAACAAAUUAUUAUCAAGUAUUCAAAAUGGAGGCUAACUAUUAUUUCCUAAUUCCUAGUUGUAUGUUUAGUGAUAAGUGAGCAGCUGACUGACAAACUCCUCUUAGGCUGAAGACAGUAGGCCUAUGUGAUUUGUCAGCCUGCUGUUGGCCACCUCACUACAUAUGGAAAUAAUAUUAAGAAACUACUUAUAUUCACCAAACUAAGUUAUUCAUAAUUUUAAUGGAGUCUGAAGAUGAACGCUGCAAAUACCUCCUCUACAACACCUGUCCAUAAGGAAGAUUAGUGACUAGUUUGCUGUGAAUCAUGCAAGUGUAAUUAAACCAUGUCAAGACGUCAAAUUAUCUGAAUAAAAUCUUUUGCAAAACAGUGCACAAAACAACACA
Messenger RNA from Scylla paramamosain (green mud crab), 3603 nucleotides. Its product is annotated as RNA-binding protein lark-like. Gene Ontology annotation, cellular component: nucleus. The transcript is spliced from 10 exons. NCBI's taxonomy places the organism in Eukaryota, Metazoa, Arthropoda, Malacostraca, Decapoda, Portunidae. The record is from RefSeq and is a predicted model, not a curated record. Gene Ontology annotation, molecular function: mRNA binding. Bases 787 to 2367 code for a protein of 526 amino acids.